AUGGCGAUGGCAUACUCGAGCGAUCCUCCGAAUCAGCAGGUGGGCGAGCUAGCUCAACUCAUAAGGGCAGGAGUGAACAGGGUCGACCACAAGUUUCUUAAAGCACUAUCCAGCGACGAUGGGUUCGAAGCCAUGGUCGAGAUGCUAAAUCAGUUGAGUGAGGUCAGCCAGCCUCAGAUGCUGUGCGGGUCUAGUUGGCUAAGGUUUUGCUUUGACGAAGUCGAUUUUGGGUGGGGGAAGCCGGCAUGGACCGGUGUCCUUGGGGAGGCUAGCGCCGACUACCCUUCAUACAGCAACUUAAUCAUUCUGAAGGAGCACUUGGCGCACCGCCAAGAUGCCGCCGGCGUAGAGGCUUGGAUCAGGUUGGAUGUGGAUGUGAUGGCUACUCUUGAACAUGAUCCUCACUUCUUGCAAUUUGCUUCCCCCAAUCCUCCUAUCUUUUGCUCCUCAUCAUGA
This is a messenger RNA of Linum tenue, 456 nucleotides long. The record is from the annotation of a GenBank genome assembly. Lineage: Eukaryota; Viridiplantae; Streptophyta; Magnoliopsida; Malpighiales; Linaceae.